This is a messenger RNA of Chrysoperla carnea, 1311 nucleotides long. RefSeq names its product gastrula zinc finger protein XlCGF57.1-like. The transcript is spliced from 3 exons. Gene Ontology annotation, biological process: regulation of transcription by RNA polymerase II. The coding region runs from base 1 to 1311 and encodes 436 amino acids. The record is from RefSeq and is a predicted model, not a curated record. NCBI's taxonomy places the organism in Eukaryota, Metazoa, Arthropoda, Insecta, Neuroptera, Chrysopidae. Gene Ontology annotation, cellular component: nucleus. Gene Ontology annotation, molecular function: DNA-binding transcription factor activity; RNA polymerase II cis-regulatory region sequence-specific DNA binding; zinc ion binding.
AUGGACAAUUUGGAUGAAGUAUGCCGAAUUUGUUUAUCAACAUCUAAAAAUUUAGUACCAUUGUUUAAAGAAAAUAUUGAUAAUAACAUUGAUAAUGAUAACGAUACAACAGAAUCAACAACAAUUACAAACAUAAAUAAUAUUAUUGAUAAAAUAAUGGCGUGCGUUUCAGUACAAAUAGUAAAAGAUGACGACCUACCAUCAAAUAUAUGUAAUACAUGUUUACAAGAAUUAAAUAUUGCUUAUAAUUUUAUACAAAAAUGCGAACAAUCAAAUACAUAUUUAUCGGAAAUCAAGCGAAAAACAACUUCAUGUUCCAUACAUGAAAAUGAAUCAGAAGAUAUUGUCAAAGAAGAAUACGAAUGCGACUAUGAUAAAAAUGAUAAUGGACUGCAUAGUGAUGAAAAUAAUGAUGAAAUAAAACGAGAAAAUAUUAAAAUUGAACCAUCAAACACAGAUAAGAUUCAACUAAAUGAAGAUAACGAACAAGUUAAAACGAAUAUAAAAAGUCGUCGAAUUAAAUGUAAAAUAUGUUCAAAAGAAUAUAGUAUCAAUCAUAUUUAUCGACAUAUGCGUGUACACUCUGGUGAUAAACCAUUUACAUGUCAUAUUUGUGGUAAAAGUUUUAACACAAGCUAUAAUCGUGAUCGACACAUUAAAAUACACACAGGCGAACGUCCUUAUAAAUGUACAAUAUGUUUUAAAACAUUUAUACAGCAAGUAACGCUACAAGCACAUGUACGUGUACACACUGGAGAAACACCGUUUAAAUGUACAAUAUGUUCGAAAACAUUUAAACAAAGUCGUUUAUGUAAAUUACAUAUUGAACGAAAACAUUUUAAUAAUAAUAAUACUACAAAAAUAAAUAAGAAUACAAGCAAAACAUUUUUAUGUUGUAAAUGUGGUAAAACGUUUACAAGUCAAGUUGCAUUAAACAUACAUAAUAUUGUACAUACAGGAGUUAAAUCUUAUCAAUGUACAAUAUGUUCAAAACAAUUUGCAUAUUCAUCAUCGUUAAAAACACAUUUAUUGCGUCAUACGGGUGAGAAACGAUUUAGUUGUCAUUUAUGUGGACAUAAAUUUGUACAAUCAGCACACUUAAAAACACAUCUUACUUUACAUUCGGGUGAUAAACCAUUUAAAUGUACUGUAUGUUCAAAAUCUUUUUCAUUGAAGGGUAAUUUAAUUGUACAUCAACGGAUUCAUACUGGAGAGACACCAUAUACGUGUUCGAUAUGUGCUAAGGGAUUUUAUGAUUCAAGUUCAUUAAAAAAACAUUCAUCAUCACAUUCGCAACAAACUCAAAAAUAG